Cotesia congregata is the source of this 363-nucleotide messenger RNA. The record is from the annotation of a GenBank genome assembly. NCBI's taxonomy places the organism in Eukaryota, Metazoa, Arthropoda, Insecta, Hymenoptera, Braconidae.
AUGGGUGAUAAAGAAGAAGAAAUUCCUUCACAAGAAACUAGUGAAAAUGCUGGAGACAAUGCAUCAAAUAAUAAACCAGCAGCUGAAGAAGCUGAAAUGGAAUCAUUGAAACAAACACUGUCUGAUACUAAUUUAUCAGGAGCUGACGGAUCUCAAUCUGCACCAAAGGAUAAAACGAAAAUUGACAUUUUAUUGAAAGCUACUGGCAACGCUCCGAUAAUGAAAAAAAAGAAAUGGGCCUUUCUGUAUAUUAACCAGACAUUUGCUCCAGCACCUGACCAAACAGUCAAAAAUUUAUACGACUGCUACGGAACAGAUGGAAAAUUAAUAAUUCACUACUGCAAAAGUCAAGCAUGGGGUUGA